AUGGUGCCGACGCCGCGCGCCUCGGAGAACACCCCCGCGGGCGAGCAGCGCUCGCGCGAGUACAACGAGGACCUGCGCCUGCAGACGAUGCGCUACGCGAUGCGGGACAUGAUCAAGUGCCCGCCCGCCGGCUUCGAGGCGGCGGCCGCGGCGCACUUUCGGCGGGUCAAUGAGUCAGUCAAUUCGUUACUCAGUCCAUUCAUUCACCAGGCGGCGGUCGCGGCGCACUUUCGGCGGGCGAGCGCGUCUGCGAGGCCCCCGAUGGAGAAGGCUUGCCGUGGAGCUCCCGCGCUGCCGGCUCGCUAG
Molecule: messenger RNA, 306 nt
Organism: Emiliania huxleyi CCMP1516
Lineage: Eukaryota; Haptophyta; Isochrysidales; Noelaerhabdaceae
Exons: 3
Coding region: 1-306 (101 amino acids)
Molecular function (GO): ubiquitin conjugating enzyme activity
Source: RefSeq, a predicted model, not a curated record